Messenger RNA from Lolium rigidum, 1566 nucleotides. RefSeq names its product putative CBL-interacting protein kinase 13. The transcript is spliced from 2 exons. Gene Ontology annotation, molecular function: protein kinase activity; ATP binding. Lineage: Eukaryota; Viridiplantae; Streptophyta; Magnoliopsida; Poales; Poaceae. Gene Ontology annotation, biological process: protein phosphorylation; signal transduction. The record is from RefSeq and is a predicted model, not a curated record. Bases 1 to 1566 code for a protein of 521 amino acids.
AUGGCGCGAACGGCAAGCAGCAAGGGGAGCAGCGGCCGUGAGCGCGAGCUGGCGCGGGUGGCAAGCAGCAAGGCUACCAGCGGGCGCGAGCGCGACGUGAAGAAGCCGCUGCUGCUGGGGAGGUUCGAGGUGGGCAAGAUGCUGGGGCAGGGCAACUUCGCCAAGGUCUACUACGCCCGCAACGUCGGCACCGGCGAGGAGGUGGCCAUCAAGGUCAUCGAGAAGGAGAAGAUCUUCAAGUCCGGCCUCACCUCCCACAUCAAGCGCGAGAUCGCCGUGCUCCGCCGCGUGCGCCACCCGCACAUCGUGCAGCUCUACGAGGUCAUGGCCACCAAGCUGCGCAUCUACUUCGUCAUGGAGUACGUCCGCGGCGGCGAGCUCUUCGCGCGCGUCGCCAAGGGCCCGCUCCCGGAGCCCGAGGCGCGGCGAUACUUCCAGCAGCUCGUCUCAGCAGUGUCCUUCUGCCACGCGCGCGGGGUGUACCACCGGGACAUCAAGCCCGAGAACCUCCUCGUCGACGACGCCGGCGACCUCAAGGUCUCAGACUUUGGCCUCUCCGCCGUCGCCGAGCAGAUACGCCACGACGGCCUCUUCCACACCUUCUGUGGCACUCCCGCCUACGUCGCACCCGAGGUGCUGUCGCGGCGCGGGUACGACGCCGCCAAGGCCGACCUCUGGUCGUGCGGCGUCGUGCUCUUCGUCCUCGGCGCCGGCUACCUCCCGUUCCAGGACCGGAACCUCGUCGGCAUGUACCGCAAGAUCCACAGGGGCGACUUCCGCUGCCCCAAGUGGUUCUCCCCGGAGCUCCUGCGCCUCCUCCACCGCCUGCUGGACACCAAGCCCAUCCGCCGUGCCGCCGUGGACGAGAUCAUGGACAACGAGUGGUUCAGGGUCGGGUACCGCCGCUUCUCCUUCCGCAUCGAGGACGACCGCUCGUUCACCCGCUUCGACCUCGACGACGGCGACGUGUACGCGUCCACCUCGCCGCCGGACACCCCGCGGACGGAGGACGGCGGCGACCGCGCUGACGACCCAGACCUGCACGCGAGGAUGACGUCGUGCGGGUCGGCGCCGUCGCUGCUCGAAGGGAGGCUGCUGGGAAGCUCGGGACGGCGCUCGCGGCGGCGGUCGAGCCUCAACGCGUUCGACCUCAUCUCCUUCUCCCCGGGGUUCGACCUGUCGGGGCUGUUCGAGGACGAGGGGAGCGCCAGCGGCGAGGGCGAGCAGCAGCAGAACGCAGCGCGGUUCGUGUCGGCGGCGCCGGUGGAGGAAAUCCUGGCGUCUCUGGAGAGGACGGCGGCGGCGGCAGCUAUGGCGGUGCGGGCGAGGGAGGACGGGUCCGUGAUCAUGGAGGGGACGCGCGAGGGCGCGCACGGCGCGCUGGCGGUGGUCGCGGAGAUCUACGAGCUCACCACAGAGCUGACCGUGGUGGAGGUGCGCCGCAAGGCCGGCGGCGCCGCCGAGUACGAGGAGUUUUUCCGGGCGAGCCUCAAGCCCAGCCUCGCCGAGCUCAAGUGCGACGAGCAGCCACGCGCCGGCGCCGGCGACACCCCUCGGAAAGUAUGA